AUGCGAAGAUCGAUAUUCCCAGUAUACAAAGACGUACGGCGGCGGCUGAUACUAGCAUUGGAGAGCUCAGCAGACGACACAUGUGCAGCGAUAGUGAGCAACCAUCGGGAGAUAUUAUCAAAUGUGGUGAUGAAACAGGAUCAAAUACAUGAGCAAUACGGAGGGAUACACCCGCUGUACGCAACGCAAGGACACAUGAAAAACAUAUCGCCUGCAAUUUCAGAAGCGAUCCGUCGUGCUGGAGUUGCAUUUGGGGAUUUGGACGCGAUAGCUACUACCGAAGGACCCGGCAUGAAAGGGUGUUUGCAAAUCGCGAUGGUCGCAGCCAAGUCGCUAGUCGGGGUUAGUGGAAUACCGCUAGUAGGCGUACAUCACAUGCAAGCGCACGCCCUUACUUGCUGUCUGACAGAAGAGAAUCCCCCGCAAUUCCCAUUUUACACGCUGCUUUGCAGUGGAGGACACACGAUGAUAGUCGACGCGGAAGAAGUCACCAAAAUGCGAGUGCUGGCGACGACAAACGACGAUUCGAUAGGCAACGCUUUCGAUCACGCCGCUAAGCUCCUCAAUAUACCAUGGUCAGGCAAGGCGCCGGGAGCCGCAUUGGAGGGGUUUGCGAGGCACACUGAGCACUUGUUUGGCCAUAAAGAUGAGGUGGAUUGUCGUGUCAAAGAGUAUAGACAGAAGCUGCGCGUACCAGCCCCCUCUCAGCUCCUGUUCAGCUACUCGGGCCUCAGGAGCGCGUUCUCGAGGCUGGUGGAUGAGAGUGACGGCGGUGAUGUGACGAGAGUAGCUCUAGCGCGCGCAUUCCAGAGUGCAGCAGUGGCGCAGUUGGCUGAUAAGGUGACAUUGGCACUGAGCAAAUCUACCGUCGAACCAUCUAGUCUGGUGGUUAGUGGGGGUGUAGCUAGUAAUGGAUACCUGCGCGAGAGAUUGUCAGAUGUUACUGGAAGACAUGGCUUGAAUAUCUACUUUCCGGCGCCAGCGUUAUGUACUGGUGGGUCUGAUCUCAACUUGCCCCUCGCAAACCACUCUUACCAUAUUUACGCAGACAACGCCGCCAUGAUCGCAUGGGCAGCCCACUACAAACUUGCUAAAGGGGAACUAGCAAAUCCUGCCACACUCAUGCCACGAGCAAAAUGGUCACUAGAGGACAUGUAA
Molecule: messenger RNA, 1158 nt
Organism: Wallemia ichthyophaga EXF-994
Lineage: Eukaryota; Fungi; Basidiomycota; Wallemiomycetes; Wallemiales; Wallemiaceae
Product: putative tRNA threonylcarbamoyladenosine biosynthesis protein Gcp
Exons: 5
Coding region: 1-1158 (385 amino acids)
Biological process (GO): mitochondrial tRNA threonylcarbamoyladenosine modification
Cellular component (GO): mitochondrion
Source: RefSeq, a predicted model, not a curated record